CCUACGUCAUGUCCACAAGUACACUCACUAUAAAUUCACAGUCUCCAUAAAGCCCUCACACUUUAAAGUUUGCUUAAUGACUUCAGUAUCUACAAGUGCAGAGAUGGACCAGAACAAAAGCCGUGAAAGCACUCAGGUGAAGACUGGUCACUCUCUCAGUGAAGCUGAGAGGCAGCAUUUGGCCAGAAGGUCAAACACCGUUCGACAGUGCCUGAAGCACCACGGUAUAUCCUGCAGUGAGAAUGACAUGCCUAACAUCGCAGUGCUGGGCUCUGGUGGUGGUUUGAGAGCUAUGAUUGGACUACUUGGAUCCGUUUGUCAGCUGAAAGAAGAGGGACUGUUGGACUGCAUCAAGUACCUCUGUGGCGUCUCAGGAUCUACCUGGUGUAUGGCAUCUUUAUAUAAAGAACCAAACUGGUCCACCAAACUGGACACUUUGAAAGAAAACAUCGUCCAUAGGCUUGCUAAAGGCAGUGUCAGCUGGUUGAAGAUGGGUCAAAAACUGGUGGACUACAUUACAGAAAAAGACAACUUCAGCAUGACAGACGUGUGGGCAGCACUGAUUGUGUCUUACCUGGUUAAAGAGAUUGAUGAACACAAACUCACUCAGCAGAGGGGCAACUACACCAAUGACCCGUAUCCCAUUUACACUUUGAUUGACAAACAGUGUAAACAUGACAAACUGAAUGCAGAUGUCUGGUUUGAGAUCACUCCAGAUGAGUCAGGUUAUUCUCUCUCUGGAGCCUUUGUGGAUUCCUCCUGUUUGAGAAGUCAGUUUGAGAAUGGACAGAAGAUUAAAGACCAGCCUGAGACUGACAUGCUGUACCUACAAGGCCUGUGUGGCAGUGCCAUCGCAGAUAUGGAAGAGAACCUUAAGUUCCUCUAUGAGCAACUAAAACACCUGAUUAUGGGCGAAAGCACCAAAGAGAGUCAUACACCACAAACACCAGAUGUGCAGAAUGGUUGCCUGCUGCUCUUAACACUUGUGGAUCUGAACCUUUGUGUGUUAAAAAAGGAGGAUCCUACAGUUUACCUCCAAACCAUAAAGGACCUACUGAAAGAUAAGCAUGAUGAAAUAGAAAGAAUGACUGUUCAUCUAGAGAACGUGGUGACAUCAGAAAAGACGAUCUCCAAGGAAGAGUUAAAUGGAUACACACUGCAAGUAUGCAAUUCUAUCACUGACAUGUUCACGGUGCAGGGUUUUUGGGAUGACACUUACAAAGCCAUUAUGAGAGCCUUAGAGGAAAUUGUUUGCUGGAUCUGGGGAAAGACUUACAACUUCCUCUACAAAAUGGAAGUAAAAGAUGUCGACCCCAGUGUCCUUAACUCGAAGGAGAGAGAAUAUGAAGAUGCUGGACUGUUACUCAACUCACCCUAUUUCUCAGUGCUGAGAGAAGAACGAGACAUCAAGCUCAUCAUUUCCCUUGACUACAGUUCAGGAAAUCCCUUUGAGACAGUGGUUCAGGCUGCUAAAUUGUGCAAAGCCCUUCAGAUUCCUUUCCCUAAAGUUGUUGUACCUGCUGAAGAUACAGAACCAAAGGACUUCUAUGUAUUCAGAGGAUACAGUGAUGCUCCAACUGUGAUUCACAUGCCUCUUUUCAAUGUCGUUAACUGCAAUGGAGAAGUUGAGGAGUGGUGGAAAAGAUAUCCCACUUCUAAAAGGAACUACAGUCUUAAGGACAUCACAGAUCUUAUGGAGAAAGCUGGUGAAAACAUCAAAAACAAUAAAGAGAAACUGCUCAAGGAGAUUCAGAAUGUUAUUAAAGAUAUUCAAAAGUCCAAGCUUGGAUGAAUCUGAUCAGUGAAGGAAAAUCACACAUCAAAAAAUCAACAAUAUUUAAAAAAUGUUCCAAAUAUCAGUCUUUUUGCAUCUGGGUAGUCCGUAAGUUCCUUUCAUGUAUUAGAGAAAUAACAAAUAAUCAUCAUUUUGAGUGUACUGAAAAUACAGAAUAUGAGUUUUGGGUGCUUUUGCCUAUUGUUUUGACUGCUUCACUGGGAUUGAAAUCUGAAAGAAUCGAAAGUGUGGAAUUCUUGUUUGCCUUCAGGAUGGUUGAUUUGGUGUCUCUUUAAAGAUUAGAAACAUAAAUGAUAGAUAAACUAAAAAUAACUCAAAAUUACUUCACAUGAGCAAAAGUUUCUUUUUCUUGCUUUUUUAUUUGAGAAGUUCUAUGUUAUAUAAGGUGUGUACACUGUAUUUGUGGGGCUGUGCUUGAAUUGACUUUUCACAUUAACUUUAUGCCUGGCUAAUAUCUGCUUCAAAGAGUUCUUCAUAAGUUCUACAAAAUGUUUAGAAUUCAUUAAUUAAUCAAAAUCAAUUAAUAAUCAGCAGUGAAGUCUUUGCAAAAUGUGUAAUCAGUGUUUAUUAGGACGUAAUGUGAAAUCGUAGAAUUCAUAUGGAGUGUUAUUAAAAAGAUAUUCCAUUAUAUUCCAUUUACCAUUAACAAUUUACUAGAUAAUAUGAUCCACUUUACAAUAAUUAACACAAAAGACCCAAUAAUAAGCAUUAAUUAAGCUGUGAUAACAUGGUACUAAAUGCUGAUAAUCAACUGAAACCAGCUUAUUCGGGUCACACUGUUCAUUGUUCUGUUCAGAUUGUUUGAAAUAUUGCAUUGUAUUGUUACUGUUGUCUUUUCCAGUAAACUUGUCCAGUCCUUGUACCUGA
This is a messenger RNA of Colossoma macropomum (tambaqui), 2662 nucleotides long. Its product is annotated as cytosolic phospholipase A2 gamma-like. Gene Ontology annotation, molecular function: calcium ion binding; calcium-dependent phospholipid binding. Bases 77 to 1792 code for a protein of 571 amino acids. Gene Ontology annotation, biological process: glycerophospholipid catabolic process. Gene Ontology annotation, cellular component: nucleoplasm; nuclear envelope; cytosol. NCBI's taxonomy places the organism in Eukaryota, Metazoa, Chordata, Actinopteri, Characiformes, Serrasalmidae. The record is from RefSeq and is a predicted model, not a curated record. The transcript is spliced from 14 exons.